Lates calcarifer (barramundi perch) is the source of this 1906-nucleotide messenger RNA. It is a transcript of the gene ranbp1, whose product is annotated as RAN binding protein 1. Gene Ontology annotation, biological process: positive regulation of mitotic centrosome separation; nucleocytoplasmic transport. The record is from RefSeq and is a predicted model, not a curated record. The transcript has 6 exons. Gene Ontology annotation, cellular component: centrosome; cytoplasm; nuclear pore. NCBI's taxonomy places the organism in Eukaryota, Metazoa, Chordata, Actinopteri, Centropomidae. Gene Ontology annotation, molecular function: GTPase activator activity. The coding region runs from base 149 to 805 and encodes 218 amino acids.
GCUGUCAUACUGUGGGCGCGGGCAUACGUAGGAAAUUCGGCGCGCGAAAGCUGUAGCAGGAAGUGAGAGUAGCUGAGGGGAAACGGCGGCCAGUUUGGGAUUUGAAUCUAUCAAACUACUUCCAUAAUCUACAAACAUCUACAUUAAUAUGGCAGACCCGAAGGACCAGGAUGACCACGAUACCACUGCAGAUAGUGCAGAGGACUCUAAUCAUGAUCCCCACUUUGAGCCCAUCGUGUCCCUUCCUGAGCAGGAUGUGAAAACAUUAGAAGAGGAUGAGGAAGAACUCUUCAAAAUGCGGGCUAAAUUAUAUCGUUUUGCCUCUGAGAACGACCCCCCAGAGUGGAAGGAGAGAGGAACUGGUGAUGUCAAGCUGCUGAAACACAAAGAGAAGGGCACAAUCCGCCUCCUGAUGAGGAGAGACCGGACCUUGAAGAUUUGUGCCAAUCAUCACAUUAUACCUAUGAUGGAGCUGAAGCCCAAUGCUGGCAGUGACAGGGCAUGGGUGUGGAACACACUAGCAGACUAUGCUGACGAAUGCCCCAAACCUGAACUCCUGGCAAUACGCUUUUUAAAUGCAGAAAAUGCUCAGAAGUUCAAGGUGAAGUUCGAUGAGUGCAAGGAGGAGGUCAGAAAAAAUCUAGAGGGAACAGGCAACACUGAUAGUGCAAACAAGGUGGCUGAGAAGCUAGAGGAGCUCUCUGUAAAAGACAAGGCAUCAGAAGAAAAGAAGGAAGAGGACAAAAAGGAGACUGAGAAGAAAGAAGAUGAGAAAAAGGAGGUGAAGGCUGAGGAGAAGAAUUGAGAACCAAGAACUUGCUUUGCUGAUCUUCAAUUUAUCAGUUUUUCCUCUUUUUCUACAAUAGACUCUAAAUGAACUGAAUUUGGACACUUGCAUAUUAUUAGUUUUUUUUUUUUAUUCUGUUUUGCCUCAAGAUCACAAGUCCUUGAUGCCACUGGGGAGAAAAAAAUAAUACAAGAUAGAGAAUUUAUGAAAAAAAAAAAAAAGCCCUUUCCCUCCCAUCCCUUUCCCUCCUUGCACUGUGGAAUGCCACACUUUCCAUCCUUGUCAUCUACAGUUCAAUGUUACAUUUGACUAACUGUGAAAAGAGGCGUGUGAUAGUGAUAAUUCCCACAUUGGGGUAUUUGUUUUGUUUUGUUAUUCUGAAGCGGAGUUUGUUUGUAGGGGGAGAGGAUAAUGUAGCCUGCUUGUCAGCAGCACAGGGUCAGGGACCAGGCAUUACGGAGGUGCAUUAUAAAUAUAAAAUCCCAUGAUUCAUCUCAGUGGGCCUUCUCACCCUGUCCACUGUCCAUGCUUCCACUGUUAGCAACAGCAAGCAAGGCGAAGACUUCUCAGUGGAUGCCUUGUAGAAAUACUUCUGUCUCGGUUCCUUCUUUGAUCAGUUCUGUUUGGAACUGAAUAGAAGAGGAAUCACCUCCAGACAGCUGAGGGGCAUCAGAUGCAUGCUGCAGAUCGUAGUAUGCACUGAUACCUGACUGAUAGGAGAUCAGAUGCACUUAGCUAAGCAUUUCAUUUUUUUCCUUUUUAGUUUUAAAUAUCUCAGAAACCAUUAAGUCCAAAGUGAACGGUUCAUCAGAGUUUGGUGCAGCUACGCUCUGACUUAAGUUCCUCGCCAGGAAAUGGAGUUUGUAUUCUUUAGAUCAUAACAUUCCCAAACUUAAAAGCAUGUAGAGUAUAUGUAACAGAGUGUGCCCUAUCUGAUCUGUGUGCUCACCACCCUCUCCUUUUCUUUCCACUAAUUAAGUUCUUAACCUUGCCUCUAAAGUGCAUCUAAGUGCCAGUGCAUCUGUAAAUACAUGUAUAUGGAAGAAAUGUUGCUUUUCAUUUGCACUCAGAUGAUUUGAAAUGUUUCCUCCACCUUCGAAUAAAAGCUGUCAAAGACCA